Molecule: messenger RNA, 1487 nt
Organism: Erigeron canadensis
Lineage: Eukaryota; Viridiplantae; Streptophyta; Magnoliopsida; Asterales; Asteraceae
Product: NAC domain-containing protein 35-like
Exons: 3
Coding region: 208-1344 (378 amino acids)
Biological process (GO): regulation of DNA-templated transcription
Molecular function (GO): DNA binding
Source: RefSeq, a predicted model, not a curated record
UUAUUUGUGUACGGAUACUUUAUAUCUAUCAUUCUACUUUCUCUUUCUUUUCUUUUUUUUCCCUUCUUGCUCUAGCUUCAUGACUUUUUAAUUUUCUUACAUAUGCAAGCUUUAUAUAUAGGCUAGCUAGGGUAUUGAAAGGAAGGGCUUGAAGCUAGGUAAAUAAUAUUGGUGGUUAAUUAUAUAAUUAUAUUGGGUCAACGGUGUAUGGCAAUAGGAGCAAGGAUGAUGAACCAAGAAGAUCAAGAGAUAAGAAAUGAAAGGCAGCAAGAAGAUCAUCAGGGUAAUGAUGAGGACGAUCACGAAAACGACAUGGUAAUGCCAGGGUUUCGGUUUCAUCCAACUGAAGAAGAGCUAAUCGAAUUCUACCUUCGACGUAAGGUUGAGGGCAAGCGAUUUAAUGUUGAACUCAUCACUUUUCUUGAUCUUUACCGAUACGACCCGUGGGAACUACCUGCUUUAGCAGCAAUAGGCGAGAAAGAAUGGUUUUUCUAUGUGCCAAGAGAUAGAAAAUACCGCAAUGGUGAUCGACCUAACCGUGUGACCACUUCCGGCUACUGGAAGGCAACCGGAGCUGACAGAAUGAUCAGAACCGAUAACUUAAAAUCCAUCGGGUUGAAAAAAACCCUUGUUUUUUACUCUGGUAAAGCUCCAAAAGGAAUUCGAAGUAGUUGGAUCAUGAACGAAUAUCGAUUACCCCAACACGAAUUCGAAAGAUUACAAAAGCCUGAAAUUUCACUAUGUAGGGUUUACAAACGAACAGGAGUAGAAGAUCGUCCAUGUCUCCCACGUACGCUUCAAACGACUAGAAAUACGUCGAGUUUCAACUGUUUUCAUCAAGGCCAGUCGUCAUCUUCUCACGAUGACAAAGAAAAAAUUAGCGAUUCAAGAGUAGUUGCGAGUGCCAGCAACAUUGUUGCAACUUCCCUCGGCACCCCAACGAGCAGCCCCAUUAUUAACACCUCAUACAACAAUAUCAUAGAGGGCGGUUCGUCGUUAACCAGUUUCCCUAGUAGUAUCAAUAAUCUUCAUACAACAUUAAGCUCAUCUCAUCAAGCUCUAGUAAACAAUUGUCCACCAUCACAACAACUUCUUAAUAUCCAAAAUUAUCAUCAGUUAAUCAAUGUUUCUUCCAACAGCUAUUCUACUCCAAAUAUGUCAGCUAAUAAUAUUUUGUACCCAGAACACGAACAGACGCCCUCAAUGCACGUGAACGCACUUAACGCGCCUAAUCAUCACUUGCCUGGAGCAGUUCAUCAAGGAACAUUUGCUGAGAGACUUUGGGAAUGGAAUUCGAUGGCGAGUACUGAAGGAAGCAAAGAUUUCAUUGACCCUUUCAAGUAAUUUUAAUUUGCCUCCUAUUAUAUAUAGGCUAUACAUAAUUAUAACUUGAUUAAGUUGCAUAUUAGUAUAAACUUGGUAAGAAAAACUUAAUUAUUUCUUAUUGACGACUAUUUGGAAUGAUGGAGAUCAUAUCAUGUUUCACA